AGUUGGAGUGAUCGCGCCUCCACGCCGCCGCUGCUGCACUUUCCCGGAUCUCUCGCCUUCAGCACAUUUGCUUGUUGCGUGUCUCAAACGCAUUCCGACUCGAGUCUCUGCUCUGUUCCCAAACUUCUUAUCGCCGGAACUAUUUCAGUCGCGCAGUUUGUUAGUGUUUUCUAAUAAGCCUGGUUCUCCUCCUCCGAGCUGCACAGUGACACUGUGUUAUUAUCCACGGUGGGAAAUCUGAUCUCUGCCGACCCCGGGAGGGAAAACUCGGCGUGCCGGUGAGAAAGCUUCACUGCAUGCUUCACUGACUGAGUGUUUACAAGCGACGCGUAAAACUCGCCGGUGUAACGCAGUCUGAGAGACGCAGGAGGCAACAGCUUGUUUAGGUUCAGUGGGGCUCUGAGUCUGUACGUACCGAAAUAACGACGAGUUUAAAAAAAGAGAGAGAAGGAGAGAGAGAGAGAGAGAGAGAGAGAGAGAGAGAGAGAUCAGCCCCGGAGAUGCGAGUGAGACAGAAGAACUCCCACCCGAGGAUUUUCGGAGGAGAGACGGCUGGAUGGAAGAGCGCUGUGUGCGUGUGACAGUCGCGCAGACCGCAGAACUUCUCCGUUGCGCAAUUCCUGGCGCAUAUUUAUAGAGCUCGGGAAUAAUCCUCGGCACACCCGCUGAGUCGUGUUGGGUUUACGAGACACGUCCGUUAGGAGUCGCGAGCAGAGCAGGUAGAGGAGACGCUCGCGUUCAUUUGGAGACAAACAGCUCCAUGUCUGCGCCACGCCGCGCCAUUUCAGUCUGACUUCAAGUUCGGGUUGGUGUUGCGAGCCAGAGCCACGAUCGCAGGAUUACACACAGCAGCUCCACGCUUGAUCAUGGAAAUCGUGCAGUGUCUUCGGGGUGGACCGGAGAGCGGACGGAGACGCGCAGCUAGCCGGGAUAACGCGCGGCUUUUCGGAUCAGCGCGCUCAAGCGACCCGGGAGACAAGUGCUCCUCUGGUCGAGGUGCUGCAAAGAGCAACACCAAGGGCACUUCAGGAGUCAGGAAGAGGACUGGUGACAUGUCAGACACUGUCAGAAGUUUCAGGAGAAGCAGAAAGUUGGGGAUGUGUAUGAGGAGUUACUGGGCGCUCAUCUGCCUCCAGAUCCACGUGUUGAAAGCCCACGCGCAAGGUGACGUGGCCCCAUACUUCAAAACUGAACCAGGGCCUCCGGAAAUCCAUCUGGAGGGGAACCGGCUGGUGAUGACCUGUCUGGCGGAGGGCAGCUGGCCGCUGGAGUUCAAAUGGAUCCUUAACAACACAGAUAUCACUGCAUUCUCCCCAGAGUACAAGUAUAUUAUACCAUCCUUACAGCGCUCGGACAUGGGUGUAUACCAGUGUGUGGUGAGAAACCGAAUGGGCGCUUUGCUCCAGAGAAGAGCUGAGAUACAAGUGGCAUACAUGGGAGACUUUGUGGAGGCUGACCAGCACAAGACGGUGACCCAGGGUCGGGCAGCCAUCUUAAACUCGCCGGACAUCAGCUCUUUCCCCCGGCCGCAGGUCACGUGGUUCAGGGACGGCUACAAGAUCAUUCCCAGCAGCAGAGUGGCCAUAACCAUGGAGAACCAGCUUGUAGUGUUGGCCACGGCUGCGAUGGACGCCGGGAGAUACUACGUCCAGGCCGUCAACGAAAAGAACGGCGAGAACAAGACGAGCCCAUCCAUUUACCUGAAUGUGGCAGACGGGGAGGCCUCUGUGGACCCGGUAGCCCCAGUAAUAGUGAUCCCCCCCAGGAAUACAACUGUAGUGGCAGGGGUGAGCGAGGCCACGCUGGAGUGUGUCGCUAAUGCACGGCCUGUGGACAAGCUGAGUUUGGUGUGGAGGAGGAACGGUGUGGAGGUGGCCAGUGGCGUGGGCUCUUUCGGUCGCCGCCUGACCAUCGUUAACCCCACCACGGUGGACAUGGGACUGUACGUGUGUGAGGCCUCACUGCUUGACAGCAGCGUCAAGCCGGCCGAGGCCAGAGCUUUCCUCUCUAUUAUAGAGACUCCCUACUUCACAGCCGAGCCCAGGAGGAAGAUGAUGGGAGAAGUGGAGAAAAGCAUGGAUAUCCCAUGCCAGGCUCGAGGUGUACCCAUGCCCAAGCUGGAGUGGUAUAAGGAUGCAGUGCCUCUCAGCAAGCUGAAUAAUCCACGCUAUAAGGUCAUCUCCAGCAUGGGACUGCAGAUCAGGAGACUGCAGCCUAACGACGCCGGUAUCUUCCAAUGCUUCGCUAGGAAUGCAGCUGGAGAGCUGCAGGUCCACACCUAUCUAGAUGUGACAAGUAUCACUCCGGCGUUCAGCGCUCCACCAGUUAACAUCAACGUAACCGACGGCGCUGUGGCCUCCUUCACCUGUCAGGUCUCUGGUGCCCCGAAACCAUCCAUCACCUGGAGGAAAGAUGCACGGAUACUAGCCAGUGGCUCGGUACAAAUUCCACGCUUUAUGUUACUGGAAUCUGGGGGACUGCAGGUGCAGCCGGUGGCGCUGCAGGACGCAGGGACAUACACCUGCUACGCCGCUAACAGUGAGGGGGUGAUCAAUGCCAGUGCUGAGCUUACUGUGUGGAGUCGCACCUAUAUUUCCCAGCCUCCUGUGGACCGGCGUGUCAUCAAGGGAACGACGGCCAUUUUAGAGUGCGGCGCCAUACAUGAUGCACGCGUGCACGUAAGGUUUGUGUGGAUGAAGGGCGGCGAGAUGGUCGGACAGUCCAAAGGAGGACGGAUUAGCGUGCAACAAGGCUCACUGCACAUCUCUCAGACGUGGUCAGGGGAUAUAGGCGAUUACACUUGCGAUGUGAUUUCGCUCGCCGGCAAUGACUCCAAGACUGCACGCCUGGAAGUGAUCGAGUUGCCUCACUCACCGCGGAACCUGCAGGCCGGCCUGAACGCCACAGACAGCCGCAGCGUGCACCUGUCCUGGAUGAGGCCCUUCGAUGGCAACAGUCCCCUGCUGCACUACAUCGUAGAGCUCUCAGAGAACAAUUCUCCGUGGAGGGUGUACUUGCCCAACGUGGAUCCGAUGCUGACGACGGCCGAGGUGACCGGUCUCACUCCGGCACGAACCUACCAGUUCAGAGUGUGUGCUGUCAAUCAAGUAGGGAAAGGACAGUACAGCGGUGAGACAAACCGAUUGAUGCUCCGAGAAGAGCCGCCCAGCGCCCCACCCAAAAACAUCGUAGCCAGCGGACGCACAAAUCAGUCCAUUAUGGUGCAGUGGCAGCCCCCUCCGGAGCUGCAGCUCAACGGUGUGCUCAGAGGUUAUGUCCUCAGGUACCGGCUGGCGGGGCUCCCUGGCGAGUACCAACAGCAAAAUAUCACCAGUCCUGAUAUCAACUACUGCCUCAUCACUGAGCUCAUCAUCUGGACGCAGUAUGAGAUCCAGGUGGCGGCGUACACAGGAGCGGGCCUCGGUGUCUUCAGCCAGCCUGUUGUUGAGUACACGCUCCAGGGAGUUCCCACAGCACCCCCUCAGGACGUAGAAGCUGUUGCGGUCAACUCAACCACCAUCAAAUUUACCUGGAAUCCGCCUCCUCAGCAGUUCAUAAACGGCAUUAAUCAAGGUUACAAGCUAAUGGUUUGGCCCGAACGCUCUCCUGAAGCCACCACAGUGGUGACUAUCACCCCUGAUUACCACGGUACCCGUCAUCAGGGCUACAUCACCGGCCUGAAGAAGUUUACCUGGUACCUCACCUCAGUGCUGUGCUUCACCACGCCAGGAAACGGCCCUCGCAGCGCUACGAAACUGGUCCAGACGCACGAGGACAUUCCAGGCCCCGUAGGGCGUCUGAGCUUUACUGAAAUCCUCGACACAUCUCUGCGAGUUAGCUGGGAGGAGCCUGUGGAGAAAAAUGGAAUCAUCACAGGUUACAUGUUGUCCUGGGAGGCUCAGGGGCUGAAGGAGUCCCGUGUAGAGCGCACCAUGCCCAACAGCACACUGGAGUACAAAGUGACCGGCCUCACCUCUCUCACCACCUACACCUUAGAGGUGGCAGCCAUGACCAGUGCAGGCAUGGGCAUGCUCUCGUCUUCCACCAUUUCCUCCGGCGUGCCCCCAGAACUUCCUGGACCCCCUUCAAACCUACAGAUCUCUAAAAUCAGCCCACGAUCUGCCACUUUGAAAUUCCGGGCAGGGGAUGAUGGGAAAACGUCCAUCUCUAAAUGGAUUGUGGAGGGACAGGUGGGCAGCACUGGAGAAGAAGAAGAAUGGAAGGUGCUGUACGAGAAGGAGAAUGAUCCAGAAGCUCAGGUCCUGGAGGUGCCUAACCUGACUCCAUUCACACACUACAGGUUCCGAAUGCGCCAGGCCAACAUCGUGGGCUCGAGCGAAGUGAGUGAGCCAUCUCGGGUGAUCCAGACUCUUCAGGCUCCUCCUGACGUCGCUCCCGGCAGUGUGAGCGUCCGUACGGCCAGUGAGACCAGCGUGUGGUUGCGCUGGGUGCCUCUGCCGGAGACUGAGUAUAAUGGGAACCCCGAGAGCGUGGGCUACAGGGUGCGGGUGUGGCGUGCUGAUCAGCAAGGCGAUGCCAGCACUAGGGUGGUGAACGACAGACUGGAGAGAGAGAUCACAUUGGAGGGUUUGGAGGAGUGGACCGAGUACCUGUUCCAGAUCCAGGCUUUCAACUCCAUCGGCCCUGGACCCUGGAGCGAGCCCGUGAAGGGCCGCACGCGCGAGUCAGUGCCGUCCGGAGCUCCGGAGAACGUGACGGCCGAGGCCAUGAGCUCGACACACAUGCUGGUGACAUGGGGACCUGUUCCAGAGCCGCAGCAAAACGGCAAUAUCCUCGGAUAUAAGGUACUGUACCAGGAAAAAGACUCGGGUACGGAGCCACAAGUGCACCUGGUGAAGGGGAACCUAACGCAGUCAGUGCUACUGAGGAACCUGCGCAAGUACGUGCAGUACGAGAUCCAGGUCCUGGCCUUCACACGCAUCGGAGACGGCCAGCUCAGCAGCCCGUCUGUGCUCGAAAGGACUAAAGAUGAUGUUCCAGGGCCGCCCAUGAGACUGGUGUUCCCCGAGGUGCGUCUGAAGGAGGUCAGGGUGGUCUGGCAGCCUCCAGUAGAUCCGAAUGGCAUUAUUAUGGGGUAUCAGGUAGCAUACCGGCUGGAUUCUGGAGAUCCGAAUAAGUUCACCACGGUGGAAGUGGGCGCAAACACCACACAGUUCACGGCUAGCGGCUUGCUCCCCGAGUCGGCUUAUAUCUUCCGUAUUUCAGCCAAGACCCAGCAGGGUUGGGGUACAGCCGCACAAGCUGUGGUCAUCACUACAGAGAUCAGAGAGCGGCCGCAGCCUCCACUGCAGCUCAGUGUACCCCAGGACCAGGUUCAGUCACGCCAGCUCAAGUUGGACUGGGUUCCAGGGGGAGAUGGGUCUUCACCGGUUCGCUAUUUUACAUUGCAGCUACGCCAACUGCCCGAUGGAAACUGGAUCACACACUCAUCCUCCAUCAGCCACAACAGCACCUCCUAUGUGGUGGACCGGCUGAAGCCCUACACUUCAUACAAGCUGAGAAUGAUGGCGACUAAUGACAUCGGUGACAGCAAGUAUAGCCGAGAGACCGAUGCAAUUACAACUUUACAAGAUGUCCCGGAUGAGGCUCCUGUUAUUCAGUCGGUGAAGCCCUCCACCACUACCUCAGUUCUGGUGCAGUGGCAGCCACCGAAGGAGGAGAGCGUGAACGGAGUGCUGGUGGGCUACCGGCUGUAUUACCGUGAACUUCAGUAUGACAGCAUGCCGCAGGAGGCCAAGAAGACCAUCAACAGCACUUCAGCACGGGCAGACCUGACAGCCAAAAGUACCGUGAAGACUGUGAGCAAUCCUUCACUGACGGAAUUCGAACUCACCCAGCUGCAGAAAUACCAACGCUACGAAAUCGUGAUGACGGCCUACAACAUCAUUGGCGAGAGUCCUGCUAGCGCUCCGGUGGAGGUGUUUGUAGGAGAAGCAGCUCCCUCUGUGGCCCCUCAGAAUAUCCAGGUCAACACAGUGUCAUCCACCCAGCUGGAGGUGCAAUGGGAGCCGCCCCCUGUCGAGACGCAGAACGGCAUCAUCCAGGGCUAUAAGAUUCACUACUGGGAGAUGGACAACCAGAACGAGACGGAAAAAGUGAAGAUCCUCUUUCUACCCGAGACGAGCGUGCGUCUGAAAAACCUGACCAGCUACACGUACUACAUGGUCAAACUGUCUGCGUUUAACGCGGCUGGAGACGGUCCUCUCAGUGAGCCCAGGAGGGGGCGCACUCUUCAGUCAGCCCCCAGUGCUCCUAGCUUUAUUACUUUCUCUGAAAUCACCAGCACUACUCUGAACGUGUCGUGGGGAUUUCCUGUGUCGCCGAACGGAGUUGUCGAGGGCUACAGAGUGGUGUACGAGCCUACUGCCCCUAUUCACGGCAUAAGUAAAGUGGUGACAGUGGACAUUCGGGGCAGCUGGCAACGCUGGUUAAAGGUGCGAGACCUGACAAAGGGGGUGACCUACUGCUUUCGCGUGCAGGCCAAAACCAUCGGCUACGGCCCCGAGGCCGAGGCCAACAUCACAGCGGGACCCGUGCAAGGAUCUCCAGGAUCCCCGCUCAAAACAUCCGUCACGAAGUCUGGCUCUGGUCUGACCAUCCAGUGGAUACCGGGAGACACAGGAACUGGCCACGUGACAGGUUAUGUCAUCGAGGCUCGCCCUUCAGAUGAGGGAUUAUGGGACACUUUUGUUAGGCACCUGCCCCCCUCCAGCACCUCCCACACUGUGAGUCUGGAGCGACUACGCCACGGAGUCAGCUACCAGUUCAGAGUGCUGGCCGUCAACGAGCACGGCUACGGCGAGCCAAGUGCGCCCUCUGCUGCCAUGUCGGCCCAGAUGGACACCCCAUUUUAUGAGGAGUGGUGGUUUCUGAUCAUCCUUGCUCUGAGUGGUCUGAUUCUGCUGCUGAUGAUCGUUUUUGGGCUCGUCUUGCACGGACAGAACAAGAAGUACAAGAGCUGUGGAACAGGUAAAGCUGUGUCCACGGUAGAGGAGAGGGUCACACUGGACAAUGGAGGCUUCACAGCUCUGGAGCUGAACAGCAGACCUGUCCAUGUCAAGAGCUCCUUCCUGAGGAAGAACGGCACCAGAUCCCCGCCUCGGCCCAACCCUGCAGGUCUGCGCUAUUCAGACGAAGAUAUCUGCAACAACUACAACGGUGCCGUGUCCACAGACUCCACAGCCCUUACAGAAAGAGCUGCAGAGCUGUCCGAAUCUGAGGCAACAGACAGCGAGUGUGAGGACGAACCGAUCAAGCACUCGUUCGUGAACCACUACAUGAGCGACCCCUCUUACUUCAACUCGUGGAAGCGGCAGCAGAAAGGCCUGAAGGAAACUCUGGCCUGCGCAUAUGAGGAGUGUGCCAGCGGAGACGGAGAAGGCUACUAUCAGACUGUCGUGACCCAGCACAGCAUGGGAGGAGUGUACACACCCACUGGGCAGCCUGCACCAGGCUCGCGUACUCCUCUCACAGGCUUCUCAUCCUUCGUGUGAAGCUCCCCGAGGAGCAGGACCACUCUACAGACCUCUCGAUCUGCUAACAGGGAUUUGGGAAAAGGCACAACACGUGGGAAGACAUUUUAGCUGUAUUUUCAGCAUGAGCACUAGAAAGGACUGCUCUCAGAAGGGUUGAUGAGGAGAAUUCAUGGAUAAUCACUGGACUGAGAGAAAAAGAAAUAAAGCAGAGUGUAUUACUGUACAUGUUCCUCCCUGGGAGGCCCAGACUUUGACUGGAGAAGGUGAAGACUUGUUUUACCUGUUGGGGAUAAAGCAGGGUGUAGCAGGGACUCACACUACAUUCCUACAGCGACUCACACUAUAGUGGCACACCCUCACAGUCUAGCAUACACAAGCAUUCCUGCUACUAUUCCCUUACGAACAUAGGGCAAACACUCUGUAAUUACGAUAUACUGUAUAUACUGUCAAGUCUGAAUAAUCUCACUCACCUUCAGUGUCUCUUUGUAUAUACACGUGUUCUACUUGUGAUCGAAAAGAUCAUAAAACCGUGACAGGUGUGAUGAGGAAGCACAGUGCAGUGGGACUCAGCCAUGACCACAGCUCCAGAGUUUACUACAUUGUCUACUCAACCGGAGCCCAUUAACCAGCGAGCCAGCCUCGCCGUCAGUCGUGCAGUGAUCCUUUGUGUCGCAUGUCAUCCUCACACACAGCGUUGCAAUUAAACAUUCAGUUUGUUACUUUUUUUAUCAGGCUGAACAACUGCAGUCUCUUCAAAUACUUGUUUCUUUUCUCCUUCUUCUUUUUCUUUUUUUUUUUUUUAACGUGCACAGAUAUACAGUAUAAGUGUAGUCCGAACCAGUUUCAGAUUCAGAGAAAUCCUAUUUCCCUUCUAACUGUAUUUCAAACGGUUUACUUUGAGUAGCGCAAGAUGUACUGUUAAUACAACACAGCGAUGAUGUACUGGAAAACCAGCAGCGGAAUCAACCUGCUCCAUGAAGCAUAAGGGAGGUUAAUUAUAAUGUUCCUGUGGAGGCUGUUCUGACACAGGUCGGUGAUAUGAGGUACUACAUUUAGAGCAAAACGUCGGUGUUUUGAGUGAUUUGAGAUGUUACUCAGGGACGGCUGGGAUAAACGAGUUAAGACCCCCCGCCUUGCCCUCCGCCGUCUUUAAGAGAUUCAAAACAACAGCAGCAGCUUUACGUCAGAUUACUCGCUGUUGUACAUUUUUGGUGGAACCAAGCACAACAUCGGUUGUACGAAUAAUAACACAUGGAACGUUCUUCGAGUUCGUGUGCAUCGGGGCUGAACGGUUUUUCAGCCCGCUUCAGCAGCGAUUUAAAAAGCGAACAAGUUGGAUUAUGUACUCUUAAUGCCUUUUCGAGGAGAAGCUAAAAAUAGAUCGACUAAGCACACAUCGUCCAAUCAAAGUACAAAUUACAAAAAAGGACACGUGACCGAACUAGACAUUUACUGUUUUUUGUAAAAAAAAUUAAAAAUAAAUAAAUAAAUAAAUAAAAAUGAUCAAAUUAAAAACCCUUUCUGUCUAUCACGCUUAUACAUUACAGACUUGAAACAUUUCGACGUCACGAAUGCAGCUGCGUUUCAAUGUGUGUGUAAUUGAUUUCCCAAUAUCAUUCUCAUUACACAUCGAUGACACCUCGUGAUAUGAUAUAGCUCAACACUAAUGGAUUCAUUGUGAAGCUACUGAUAGAUAUUAAGUUUAAGACCUCCUACUGAAUAUCACAACCAGCCGUCACUGACGCCACUGUAGUACAAACCGUCACAGGUACUACUCGAGUAUACAGUAUAUUGUCAGAUAAUUGUAUGCCAUGUGAGACACAGGUGUGCUUUUUUUUAAAAAAAAAAACAACAACAUUUUUUUCUGUUCAAAUACACCUGACGGAACUCAUACCAGGUUCGAUUAGCCACUGAUCUGAGUCCCGUGUGUUUUAAAAGCUGUGCCGUACAGGACUGGAGUGACUGGUUUGUCACAGUGAGCUUUUCCGUUAUUUUUCAGUGUUCCGGACGAGAGACGUUUACGAGUUCGGGGAUCAGAAAAGCCCGGGCUUACACUUUUUUUUCUUUUUCUUUUCUGGAACUGUAUCAAAUUUGAGCACAAAUGAAAGCAUUUCAGUCGCUGGUUUGAUGAAGUCGUCUCAAAUGCGUAACCACUCGCAUGAGGACACGUGUGAGACGUCUCUGGAUGUAAUGAUCGAGAUGGAGCGUGAACUUGUAUUCCCAGCGCUCAUAAGCCAUAAGGACAUUUCAUUUUUGUUUUCUUUCUUCUUCCGGUUGCUUUCUAUUCUGAUUCACUUUUCUUUCUCCGUUUGAAAUAGUUGCAUUUUUAUUUUAUGUGCUAGAGAUGUAUAAAGGUGAUUCUUUUCUCUUUUUUCCUUUGUUGUUGUUUUUUUUUUUUUUUUUUGGUCCAUUGUUUACUGUAGUGCUGUUAUACAGUGAGGCAGCACCAUUUGUAAUUCGGUUACUAUGUAUGAAGGUUUUUGUUUAGUUUUUUGCAGCUUUUGAAAUGGUGGACAAAGCAAAGCAACAUGUUCUUGUUUAUAGCUGCCAUUUCACCCCAGCACUAGUGUACAUCAUCAACAUCCGUGAAGUAAAGGCAGUUUCCCACUUUUUCAGUGAAAGUAAAUGUUUGCUAUUGACUUAAAAAUGAAUCAUUAACUUUUUCAGACCACUGACACACUAUUAAAGACACCCAGAAAUGGUUUUAAACACAA
Molecule: messenger RNA, 10210 nt
Organism: Ictalurus punctatus (channel catfish)
Lineage: Eukaryota; Metazoa; Chordata; Actinopteri; Siluriformes; Ictaluridae
Gene: sdk1a
Product: sidekick cell adhesion molecule 1a
Exons: 45
Coding region: 867-7514 (2215 amino acids)
Molecular function (GO): protein binding
Source: RefSeq, a predicted model, not a curated record